Molecule: messenger RNA, 1459 nt
Organism: Cercospora beticola
Lineage: Eukaryota; Fungi; Ascomycota; Dothideomycetes; Mycosphaerellales; Mycosphaerellaceae
Product: Gfo/Idh/MocA family protein
Molecular function (GO): nucleotide binding
Source: RefSeq, a predicted model, not a curated record
CACCUUUUAACUCUGCACUCGCUCUCAUCGGCACAUCCACGAUUCACAACCAGAGCAGCACAGUAGUAGUACUCCCUCUCCAAGAGCGCACACAGCCCGAGUUCGAUACCGGAAGAUCAUGUCUCCGAUCCGGGUCGGCAUCCUAGGUCUGUCCGCCACAAGCUCCUGGGCCGUACAAGCCCAUCUUCCUUACCUCAUCUCCUCGCCAAAGUACACCAUCACUGGCGUCUGCAACUCGUCCCGGGAAUCGUCGCAGAAGGCAAUUGACGCUCACUCUCUGAAAGAUGCCAAAUCAUAUGGAACCCCGGACGAACUGGCUGCCAGCGCCGAGAUAGACUUGGUUGUUUGCGCAGUGCGCGUCGACCGCCAUUACGAUGCUCUCAAACCCGCGAUUGCAGCAGGCAAAGAUGUCUUUGUGGAGUGGCCACUGGCAUCCAACUCGAAGGACUGCAAGGAGCUACUAGCGCUAGCCGAGGAGAAGGGUGUAAAGACCAUGGUCGGCCUGCAAGGUCAGAUCAGUACGCCAAUCAAACGGAUGAAGGAUCUUGUCGACCAGGGCGCAAUUGGCCACGUGAUUAGCAGCAGCAUUGACUUAUGGACUGCACUCAGUACUGCGGAAACUCGUGAAGGCUACGAAUAUCUCAACUUCAGGGAACUUGGCGGGAAUAUGAUGAUCAUCCCCUUCGGGCACUUUUACGACAGCGUAAGCUAUGUCCUGGGCGAGCUCGAAUAUCUUUCAGCGACUCUAUCAACACAGUAUCCCGAGGUUACUGUGAGAUCCUCGGAUGGCAAAGUCAUCGACACGAUCAAGCGAACGACGGCCGACCAGGUCACCAUGUCUGGCCUUCUCGCAAGCGGCGCACACUCUUCAGCGAUCGUCCACGGCAGUGCUCCAUUUAAGGGCGAGCCGGCUCUUAUAUGGCGAGUUGAGGGCGAUAAGGGCAUCAUUGAACUCCGUGGCGAGACAGCCUUUGCUGUGAGUAUGUCCGGGCAAGUCAAGAUCAGGCUCCAAGACUUUGCAACCGGCGAGGUAAAGGACAUCGACUUCGAAGGAGGUGACGCCGGCCCACCAGAAAACAUUGGAAGGCUCUAUGAGGCUUUUGCAGAUGGAAAGAAUUUGCCGGACUGGAAAUGGGCUGUGAGGCGGCAUGCUUGGGUUGAUGCGCUCUAUGAAAGCCAUGAGAGCGGAAAGCGCGUGUCGUAUGCGUAAUGGAGCGAUUUGUUCGUGUUCGUGCAUCAUGGCACAGACUAUUGCUUCAAGUCCAUGGUGUCAGAAUGGCUUGAGCGAAGCUCUCUCGAAAGUCAAGUCUCCUAACAUGCACUUUUCAAGGAACGAACGUCCUACCGAAAUAGCCCCGUGCGCACACAUCGUCGUGGAUCCAGGCUUAGGAGGACAAUAGACCGGACCGGGACGGCGCAGAAAGAAUCCUUUAAGAUAGCUGCGACAGAAGCUUACCUU